AUGGUCAAUGCGAGCAAUCUUAGACAAUAUGUGUAUCCCACUGAUUUUCGUGAUCCACCACAAACUUCUGAACGUCCGGUUCCAAAUAAUGCAUCUGAUGCCCAAAAUAAUCCACCUGCAUAUAAUGAUCAAGAUGAUCAAAUUGCAAACAAUGAGAGUACAGAUUCAGAAACUAACAGUGAUAGUGAAGAUGAACCGAACAAUGUUAUUGAUAAUACGUUUCAUGAGGUUGAGAAACUACUAAAUAACUGGAAAACAAGGGGAAUACAAUAUUUUCUUGUGAAAUGGGAAGAUGGUUCCAAACCGACAUGGGAACCAAAACUCAGUAUAGGAGAGGGCUUGAUACAAGACUAUUUUACAAGGAAAACUAAGAAAGGAAGGAGGAGAAAACAGAGGAAAUAG
Mytilus trossulus (common blue mussel) is the source of this 402-nucleotide messenger RNA. RefSeq lists its product as uncharacterized. The transcript has a single exon. NCBI's taxonomy places the organism in Eukaryota, Metazoa, Mollusca, Bivalvia, Mytilida, Mytilidae. The record is from RefSeq and is a predicted model, not a curated record. Bases 1 to 402 code for a protein of 133 amino acids.